GCUUGGUGAGGGGGCUGGGGACUGCUGGACUCGGCCUCCUGGGCGAAACGCCAGGGAAGAAACGCUGGAGAGGAUGCCACCUGCUGGCGAGGGACCCGGGCCAGCACGGUGGGCGCAGCGCAGACCCGGAGCCUGGCUGUGUAGAAAACAAGAAUUGGGGCGAGUCUUCAAGUUGCUGGUUUUCUGCUGUCUCUUGUUAGGGCCGCCACCUCCCCCCUGGCUUUGCCCAGAAAUCCGCGCCCCGCGCGCCCGGCUCCAUCUGCGGAGGUCUCCACCGGGUCGCCGGUCCCCCUUCUCGCUCCCCUCGCAGCGCGCUCCAAGGUCUACGGACUCUCCCACUCUUCCUCCAUCAGGUGGAGCCGUCCGCGCCUCUCCGCCGCCUUCCUUCCUCCUCGCCAGCGAAAGACGAGCCGGCCACCUUGCAGCGCCAGGAGGUUAACCGAGACCCCGGAGGAGGAGCCCUUCUGUCACUCAGCGGCUCGCGCCCUCGCCGGCGCGCUCACUGUGGGAGGAGCCCGCCGGAGGAGGCUGGGUGCUGGGAAGCCGCGGAGCCUGAGCAUGGACCUGCCACGCGUGGGGGACCUCGCUGACGAUCCCGCUUCCCGAGGCGACUAAAAGAAUACAUUAAAAAGGCACCUGCUCUCGGCUGGCUGCUGCUUUCCAGAGACACCCAGGGAUCGAGGCCACCCGGGAGGGACCGCCGGCCGGCCGGACAGAUGGUCGGCGCGACCCGGAGAGGACCGGCGGCGGAGGCUGAGCAGAACGAGUGGCGGAGGAAGAGAAACUAACUGCAAACCCAAGUUGCCCCGCCGACUCCCCGGGCUUCGCUGAGGAAUGAAACCUCUCCAGCUCGAUCUGCUCUUCGUCUGCUUCUUCCUUUUCAGUCAAGAGCUGGGCCUCCAGAAGAGAGGAUGCUGUCUGGUGCUGGGCUACAUGGCCAAGGACAAGUUUCGGAGAAUGAAUGAAGGCCAGGUGUACUCCUUCAGCCAGCAGCCCCAGGACCAGGUGGUGGUGUCCGGACAGCCAGUGACCCUGCUGUGUGCCAUCCCCGAGUACGAUGGCUUCGUUCUGUGGAUCAAAGACGGCCUGGCUCUGGGCGUGGGCAGGGACCUCUCAAGUUACCCACAAUACCUGGUGGUAGGGAACCACCUGUCGGGGGAGCAUCACCUGAAGAUCCUGCGGGCGGAGCUGCAAGAUGACGCCGUGUACGAGUGCCAGGCCAUCCAGGCCGCCAUCCGGUCCCGCCCCGCGCGCCUGACCGUCCUGGUGCCGCCCGACGACCCCGUCAUCCUCGGGGGGCCGGUGAUCAGCCUGCGGGCCGGCGACCCCCUCAACCUCACCUGCCACGCCGACAACGCCAAGCCUGCGGCCUCCAUCAUCUGGCUGAGAAAGGGAGAGGUCAUCAAUGGGGCCACCUACUCCAAGACCCUGCUUCGAGAUGGCAAGCGGGAAAGCAUCAUGAGUACACUCUUCAUCUCCCCGGGCGAUGUGGAGAACGGGCAGAGCAUUGUGUGUCGUGCCACCAACAAAGCCAUCCCCGGGGGCAAGGAGACCGCGGUCACCAUCGACAUCCAGCAUCCACCCCUGGUCAACCUGUCCGUGGAGCCGCAGCCCGUGCUGGAGGACAACGUCGUCACGUUCCACUGCUCUGCAAAGGCCAACCCCGCUGUCACCCAGUACAAGUGGGCCAAGCGGGGCCAGAUCAUCAAGGAGGCGUCUGGGGAGGUGUUCCGGACCACCGUGGACCACACCUACUUCUCCGAGCCUGUCUCCUGCGAGGUGACCAACGCGCUGGGCAGCACCAACAUCAGCCGCACAGUGGACGUCUACUUCGGGCCCAGGAUGACCACGGAGCCCCAAUCCCUGCUGGUGGACCUGGGCUCCGACGCCGUCUUCAGCUGCGCCUGGACUGGCAACCCAUCCCUGACCAUCGUCUGGAUGAAGCGGGGCUCGGGUGUGGUCCUGAGCAAUGAAAAGACCCUGACUCUGAAGACGGUGCGCCAGGAGGAUGCUGGGAAGUAUGUGUGCCGAGCGGUGGUGCCCCGCGUGGGAGCCGGGGAGCGAGAGGUGACCCUGACUGUCAAUGGACCCCCCAUCAUCUCCAGCACCCAGACCCAGCACGCGCUGCAUGGGGAGAAGGGCCAGAUCAAGUGCUUCAUCCGGAGCACGCCGCCCCCCGACCGGAUCGCCUGGUCCUGGAAGGAGAACGUGCUGGAGUCGGGGACAUCAGGGCGCUACACGGUGGAGACGGUCAGCACCGAGGAGGGCGUCAUCUCCACCCUGACCAUCAGCAACAUUGUGCGGGCCGACUUCCAGACCAUCUACAACUGCACGGCCUGGAAUAGCUUCGGCUCCGACACGGAGAUCAUCCGGCUCAAGGAGCAAGGUUCGGAAAUGAAAUCGGGAGCCGGGCUGGAAGCAGAGUCUGUGCCGAUGGCAGUCAUCAUCGGGGUGGCCGUAGGAGCCGGCGUGGCCUUCCUCGUCCUUAUGGCAACCAUCGUGGCCUUCUGCUGUGCCCGCUCCCAGAGAAGUACGGGAGGGAGACCCGGGAUCUCAGGGAGGGGGACAGAGAAAAAGGCCAGGCUUACCCUGCCCCGGCAAGCAAAUCUAAAAGGUGUGGUGUCAGCCAAAAAUGAUAUCCGAGUAGAGAUUGUCCACAAGGAGCCUGCCUCUGGCCGGGAGAAUGAAGAGCACCCCACCAUCAAGCAACUGAUGAUGGACCGGGGCGAAUUCCAACAAGACUCAGUCCUGAAGCAGCUGGAGGUCCUCAAAGAAGAGGAGAAGGAGUUCCAGAACCUGAAGGACCCCACCAACGGCUACUACAGCGUCAACACCUUCAAAGAGCACCACUCCACCCCCACCAUCUCCCUCUCCAGCUGCCAGCCGGACCUGCGGCCCACGGGCAAGCAGCGAGUGCCCACUGGCAUGUCCUUCACCAACAUCUACAGCACCCUGAGCGGCCAGAGCCGCCUCUACGACUACGGGCAGAGGUUCGUUCUGGGCAUGGGCAGCUCGUCCAUCGAGCUCUGUGAGCGAGAGUUCCAGAGGGGCUCGCUCAGCGACAGCAGCUCCUUCCUGGACACGCAGUGUGACAGCAGCGUCAGCAGCAGCGGCAAGCAGGACGGCUACGUGCAGUUCGACAAGGCCAGCAAGGCCUCCGCUUCCUCUUCCCACCACUCCCAGUCCUCUUCCCAGAACUCCGACCCCAGCCGACCCCUGCAGCGGCGGAUGCAGACUCACGUCUGAGGAGCCCACACUGGGGGGGAUGGGGAAGGGAAGGGUGAGGGAAGAGGGGCUGGCACCUCCUGGUUCUCCAGGGACCCUGGGUAACUUGCCGAGGGCCCCAGAACUGACCUCCCCCAGGACGGCCUCUGCCAGCACCCUCCUCUGAAGCUCUGAUCAAGCACAAAACUGGGUCCCUGGCUGCAGUGUGCCAGAGGAGGGUGGGUGGGGAAGCGGAUGGAGGAUGCAACUGAGAGCCCAGUGCCCGGUGCUGGGCCCCCUUGUCCCCCAGCUCUUUCCUGGAGGACUCCUUCUACUCCCUGCUCCCCCCACGGACACUAGUGGCAGUUAUUUGCUUUAAAGAAACUGUCAUCCACUCUCCGGGCUCCCCUUGGGCUCUACCCCUUGCUGCCCAUAGCCCCACCCCUGCCCCUGUGCUCCUGUACCACCUGGGGUGGGGGUGGGGGGAUGGGGAAUGAAUUCUUCCCAGCACUGAGCUGCCCCAGAAGCCCCAGCUCCCCGUGCUACUGUGGCCCACACACCUUGGAGGCUGAGAAGCCAGAAACAGCCCCGGCCAAAGGAGCACCUCUCUUCGCCCUACUGGCCAGGAGCCUGCCCCCCAAUUUGUUUGGUGUCUUGUGUCCAUACUCUUGCAGCUCUGUCCUUGGAUUUGAAGCCUCUGAACUCUGAGGUGGGACUGGCCCAAUCGGAGACUGGUGUACUGGGAGGGAGAGGGAGUGGGAGGAGGGAGAGUGGGAGGACUUGGGGAACACCCUGCCCAAUCAAUGCGCCCCUCCUGAGGCCGUGUGACCGAUUCAGAGCCUCCCACCCUGCCACCCCUGCUUUGUGUACUCCCCUCCUCCCCCACAGCACAACCAGAGUUAAUAUAAAGUGUGAGAGCUU
Choloepus didactylus (southern two-toed sloth) is the source of this 4125-nucleotide messenger RNA. It is a transcript of the gene KIRREL3, whose product is annotated as kirre like nephrin family adhesion molecule 3. Gene Ontology annotation, cellular component: cell-cell junction. Gene Ontology annotation, molecular function: cell adhesion molecule binding. Gene Ontology annotation, biological process: synapse assembly; cell-cell adhesion. The coding region runs from base 835 to 3246 and encodes 803 amino acids. Lineage: Eukaryota; Metazoa; Chordata; Mammalia; Pilosa; Megalonychidae. The record is from RefSeq and is a predicted model, not a curated record. The transcript has 18 exons.